This is a messenger RNA of Magnolia sinica, 905 nucleotides long. RefSeq names its product receptor kinase-like protein Xa21. Bases 119 to 661 code for a protein of 180 amino acids. Gene Ontology annotation, molecular function: ATP binding; protein kinase activity. Gene Ontology annotation, biological process: protein phosphorylation. The record is from RefSeq and is a predicted model, not a curated record. The transcript is spliced from 2 exons. Lineage: Eukaryota; Viridiplantae; Streptophyta; Magnoliopsida; Magnoliales; Magnoliaceae.
UCAAAGGUUAAAUAUAUCUAUUGAUGUGGCUAAUGCACUGGAUUAUCUACAUCACCAUUGCCAAACACCGAUCAUUCAUCAUGAUUUAAAGCCGGAUAACAUUCUCCUCGAUGAUGACAUGAUUGCUCAUGUGGGUGACUUCGGGUUAGCGAGGUUCCUUACUGACGUUCCUCAAACCAGCUCGGUUGGCGUGAAGGGAUCUACUGGGUACAUCGCUCUAGAGUAUGCGAUGGGUGCUAAAGCAUCUACACAAGGUGAUGUUUACAGCUAUGGAAUCCUUCUAUUGGAGAUGAUAACUGGAAAGGGACCAACUGAUGACAUAUUUAAAGAUGAUCUAAGCCUUCAUCAUUUUGCUAAGUUGUCAUUGCCUGAAGGAGUAAUGGACAUUGUCGAUCCAGUUCUCUUAGAAGAAGCCGAAGUUACUCAAGGCAGUGGAAAUCAUACUAACACAAGAAAAAGAAUGCAUGCUUGCUUAAUUUCAAUGGUCAGAAUUGGUGUGUUGUGUUCUGCAGAAUCUCCGAGAGAACGAAUGGAGAUGAAAGAUGUUGUCACAGAAAUGCAUGCAAUCAAGGAUUUAUAUCUGGGUGUCAGGAUUCCGCAAGAUGAACAGGUUAUGUCACAACUGUCAAGUGAAGAUCCAUCUUACCUCAGUUAUUACUGAGAUAUUAUUGGUAGUUAUAUUGAGAAGAUUUCAAAAUAAAAUGAGCUUAUUGAAAAUACUUUUCUUAACAAGCUUUAGAUAUGUUUAGUAUUGGCAUAGGAGUGUGCUUUUAAUAUUUACGGUGAAUGAUGGAAAGAUGUCUUCUUCUUCUUUUUUCUUUCUUUUAUUUCGUGUAAUUCAAAGGGAGAUCAUGAAUGUAAUGAGACAUAGACAUCAUCUUUUUACAUUAAGAAUACUAUUAGGA